Molecule: messenger RNA, 987 nt
Organism: Capronia coronata CBS 617.96
Lineage: Eukaryota; Fungi; Ascomycota; Eurotiomycetes; Chaetothyriales; Herpotrichiellaceae
Exons: 2
Coding region: 1-987 (328 amino acids)
Source: RefSeq, a predicted model, not a curated record
AUGUCUACAGCCUAUGUGAGGCAGCCUCCUCCUUCACCUCCUGGAAGCGCAUCUGAGGCCACCGUCGAGGUCUUUGCCCUCCAAGCCGGUCACUUCUCCCUGCCCGAACGGUUCUUUGUCCACCCAGCCUCGACCACUGCCAAAAGAACCGUCCCUUCGCUGUCCUUCUUGGUCGUUCACCAGGACCCAGAAACAAAUCACACCACGCGGAUAGUCUUUGACCUUGGUUUACGACGAGACAUCAACCGCUACUCGGCGCCUAUCCAGAAGCAUGUCGAGAGCCGACAGCCAUUGACGACCCUACCUGAUGUGACAAGAAGUCUUGCCGCUGGAGGCCUGCACCCGGCCGACAUUGAUUAUGUGAUAUAUUCUCAUGUGCAUUGGGAUCAUGUCGGAGAGCCUUGUGACUUUCCCAGCUGCACCUUUGUUGUUGGCAACGGAUCCGGCGCUCUGAUGCACAGCACAGGGUCGUUGCGAGGAAGCCAUUCUUUCUUCGAGGCAGAUUUGUUGCCAGCUGAAAGGACAAUCGAAUUGUCCAACCCUUACGAAGAGGUAGAUGAAGGGACCAAUAAGGAAGAACUGGAUCCGAACGCACCCGAUUUUGUACAAGAAUGGAGGCCCUACGGGAGCCUGCCCCGGGUUUUGGAUAUCUUCCAUGAUGGCAGCUUAUACAUUGUCGACUCGCCGGGCCACUUGCCGGGUCACAUCAACCUGCUGGCCAAGAUCGGUCCGGCGACCAGUGUUUAUCUGGCCGGUGAUGCCUGUCAUGACCGGCGCAUCAUGAGGAAGGAGAAGCAAAUAGGGGAGUGGCUUGAUGAUCAAGGGCAUCUAUGUUGUAUCCAUGCCGACAAGAACCUAGCCGAACAGACCAUCGGCCGGAUUCAAGAGCUGGAGUCGAGUGGCAUUGAAGUUAUCUUUGCGCAUGACUUCGAAUGGGAAGAGAAUCCACGCAAUCAGUCGCGAUUCUUUGGUCAGUCGAGGAACUGA